This is a messenger RNA of Fibroporia radiculosa, 1392 nucleotides long. RefSeq lists its product as uncharacterized. Bases 1 to 1392 code for a protein of 463 amino acids. Gene Ontology annotation, biological process: GPI anchor biosynthetic process. Gene Ontology annotation, cellular component: glycosylphosphatidylinositol-N-acetylglucosaminyltransferase (GPI-GnT) complex. The record is from RefSeq and is a predicted model, not a curated record. Lineage: Eukaryota; Fungi; Basidiomycota; Agaricomycetes; Polyporales; Fibroporiaceae. The transcript has 10 exons. Gene Ontology annotation, molecular function: phosphatidylinositol N-acetylglucosaminyltransferase activity.
AUGGACCCCCUCGCCAUUGCGAUGGUGUGCGAUUUUUUCCAUCCCAAUGUCGGUGGUGUAGAGAGUCAUAUAUACAUGCUGAGCACGAAUCUGAUUCGUCGAGGGCACAAGGUAGUCGUCAUAACUCAUAGCCACUCACCGGAUCGUGUUGGUAUCCGGUGGAUUCUGCCCGCGCUGAAAGUAUAUUACUUGCCCUUCUCAACCAUCGCAUCUUCGGCCACACUCCCGAAUUUCUUCACCUUUCUUCCGUAUUUGCGGACCAUCGUCAUUAGAGAAGGCAUCGGACUCAUUCACGCUCAUGCGAGUUUGUCUUCACUGGCCCAUGAAGGCAUCCUACAUGCACAUCUUAUGGGCGUGCGCACCGUCUUCACUGAUCACAGUCUAUUUGGAUUUGACGAUGCUGCGAGCAUCCUCACCAAUAAACUACUGGAAGCUGCGUUAAGGAAUGUAGACGCAGUAAUCUGUGUGUCUCACACAGGUCGAGAAAAUACUGUUCUGCGUGCCAAGUUGGCACCUCACACUGCGUAUGUUAUCCCAAAUGCACUUGUUGCGGAUCAAUUCAGGCCUGCCGCAAGCAUGCAGCCUAGUGAUACAGUGAAUGUAGUGGUUGUCUCAAGGCUUGCCUAUCGUAAAGGUAUUGAUCUUCUUGUGGCGACUGCACCCAGAAUUUGUACAUUAUUCCCCAACGUAAGAUUUAUUAUUGGCGGGGAUGGUCCCAAGUUGGUCGAUUUGCUGCAAAUGAGAGAGAAACAUACGUUGCAGGAUCGGAUCGAGAUGCUUGGGCCUGUUCGUCAUAACGAUGUCCGGGAUAUUCUUGUGCGAGGAUCCAUAUUCAUGAACACCUCCCUGACCGAGUCAUUCGGAAUUGCCAUACUGGAGGCAGCUUGUGCUGGUCUAUACGUUGUGUCUACCCGAGUAGGAGGUGUCCCAGAAAUUCUGCCCGAGGAUAUGAUCUCAUUCGCACACCCUGAUGAGGACGAUGUCGUCCGCGCUAUGUCAGAGGCCAUUCAAUUGGUAAUGUCCGGGAAACACGACCCACAUCGCGCACACGAGCGGAUCAGAGGCUUUUACGGCUGGGAAGAAGUCGCAGAACGUACAGAGAAAGUGUAUGAGUCAGUUUUAGAAGUGAAACCUUAUGAUUUCUGGACCAGAAUAGAACGGACUCUUGAGCUAGGACGAUUUGUUGGACUUAUCUUCGCAACCAUCAUGAUCGUUGAUUGUCUUUUCUAUUUGUUCCUGGAGAGGUGGAUUCCAAGACAGGACAUCGACAAGGUACAAAUGGGCUGGGACCAAGACCGGUUCACCAAGCUUGCUAGCAAGAAGCCAAGGCGAAAUUCUACCAGCAGCAAUGCUACUCCAGGGGUCACGAAUAAUGCACUUGAUUCUACCUGA